UUCGCCCGCUCCAACUUCUCCCUCUUCUUAACAACUCUCCUCCCAAUUAAUCCUUUCUCUUCCUUCAUCUUCUGCCUUCCCUCCAAACUACUUUUCACCCCCCUCAAUUCGCCUAACUUCUUUGACUCCUCUCAUCGCUCCUUUCUUUACCUCCGAUCAGACCUUAUUCCUCCUUUGCCGACCGUGUUAACCCCUCCUCGUGCACACCUUGUCGCCUCGUUUCUCUCACUUCAUUACCGUCACCACUACCUCGUCUCUAUUCCGGUCCGCUCCCUUAAUCCGAAUUGUUCGGUACACAUUGCUACUCUCCUACGUCCUUGUCUGUUCACGGCCAUCCUCGCUUGUCAAUCGAGAGCACCCAACCUUUUGAGUCGACAUCAAGCGUGGUCGAGCACCAGCUUUCGCGCGCUUCUGCUGGUGUAUUUGACCACGGGUCCACCUGUCCGCCACGGCCCCCGAAGAUGACGAGCGAAACCCCCAGGAAUCGAGUGCUACCGCUAUGAGUGAUGUCGAGGCUGUCUCCUCCCUGCCAGCUUCCCUGGAUGCCGGACAAAACGGUCUUGCUGUCAAGGUGAACCACCAGUCUACCUCGGGUCCGCUAUCUCCCAAGAGAGCCCUCUCACCGGUGUCUCGGAGGGAGCAUCGUCCGCUCAAAGAGGUAGACCCUGCUGUCGGGGACAGCGAUGGGCCCCCAAGCCCCAAGGCUGACUCGGAGGCAGAAACCAUAAUCCAAUCGGGCCGUGAAUCAUUAUCGCCCAAGAAGAGACGGAAGUACAUAAAACAUGAACCGAAACGACGUGAUGAUGGAAACGACGCUGUUGACGCUGCAGAGAGCGAUCUCCCUCCCAACGAUUUACAGGUGAGAAAGAGAAAGGUGGCGGAUGGUGAUGUUGUUCGUGAACGCGACCGUCAUGUACGCCCCGCGAGUCCCCUUCGUCGGACCGGGUCUCCACCCAUUGUGAAAAUCGAAAAGACCGAAGAUCCACAAUCGGUUCCGAGCAGACUCGAGUCAUCACACCCUGCAUCUUCCGUGCCCAGAACAUCCAGAAAACGCAGCUUCAGCGAGAGUGUCGAUGGAGAGGGCGAUGUCCGUCGAAAUGCCCGCCCGCAUCACCCAGCCCCUUCCCGGGAUCGAGAGCGACGAGAGUUGAAUGGUGUGGUGUUCCCCCGUCCCGCGUCGAUCGACCGUUCCGUAUCGCCUGUUCGUUCGCACAAGCGAACAGCUUCCGGUCACCAGCUCGGUAGCGAUUUGCAGCGGAAGCGAAAAGCUCCCACUCCACUUCUUCCUGGUGUGCAAAGGCAAAGCUCCGAAGACCGGCAGUCAGUGUCGUCUUCAACCAGCGGAUCUCCUUUGCCCAGCGCUCAUAUCCGAAAGGUGGCUUCCGUCGACGGGGCGUCCGCCUCUCCUGCUAGACCGUCUGGUCACAAGAAGCAACGGGAUCAGAAUGGGCGCACGCGCCUCGCUCGUGCAUGUGCCGCCCAGGAACUCGAUGCAGCCAUCGCUCGACACGCAGAACGACCAGAGGACCUCAAUGUUGCGGACAAUGCUGGCAAUACACCACUUCAAAUCGCUGCGCUGGAAGGCUGUGCGUCGAUUGUCAAGUUCCUCCUCGAAGCCGGAUGUGAAGUCGAGACUAGAAAUAUCGACCGAGAUACUCCCUUGAUCGAUGCUGUGGAAAAUGGCCAUCUCGAUGUCGUCAAAUUGCUUCUUCAGGCUGGUGCAAACCCUCGUUCUGUCAAUGCCGAAGGCGAUGAGCCGAGCGAUCUCAUUCCGUCGGACUCGGAAGACUAUGAAGAGAUUCGUCGUGUGCUGGAGGAAGCCAAAGCGCAUCCGCGACCAAGCCGUCGCUCCGAAGAACAGACUGGAUCUGGAAAUCGAGAAACGUCUUCGCGGAGAGUUACCGUGGCUAGUCCACGAGAGUCACCUCCGGUUAACGGACAACGCAGUCCGCCCUACUUCCCCGCUACCAACAAACGCAAAAGCGUGAGAAGCGAGGCCACUCGGAAUGAUUUGUUGUGGACUAAAGCCACGCCAGAGAAUCUACAAGCAUUUGCCGCCAAGGGUGACAUUGCGGGAGUUGCUAAUAUCCUAAAUGUCGGUCAACGAGCAGACUCGGAGUCGAUGAUUGCGGCCGCUAAGGGUGGCCAUGACGAAGUUUUGUCUCUUUUGCUCGGAAUGGGAGAUGCAAACCCGGACCCUGAACCGGGUCAGGGCGGCUCUCAUAAGCCCGGAUACAAUACGCCUAUGCUGGCAGCUAUUGGCCGAGGCAAUCUCCCAGUUAUCAAGCUUCUCCUGGACCAACCCACUUUCAAUCCCACGCGACGACUAUAUAAGGAUCGCACUUACUUUGAGCUGUCUCGAGAGCGGAGAGCGGAUAAUUGGGAGGAAGAAUACGACCUUCUUCGCGACGCUUACGACAAUUAUGUGCGGAACAGGAAACCGCGAAAACCCGACAUCUCAUCUCCAAGAAGGGUACGUGAUAAGGAACGAGAGAAUAAGCGACCUGGACGGAGAGAGUCUCCCUCCCCCGGGGGCAGGCCUCGAAAAACGCUUGGAAGUCCAGUCCGUCGAGACUCUUCCAAAGACGCACCGUCGAAAGAGCGUAAGAGAGAAUGGCCCAUGCAUGCGAAGGAAAAGUCGGGUCUUCCUCGUUCCAAGGUGGCACAUGCUGUUACGUCUGAUCAUGAUGGUCCUCGUUCCGAUAUAUCUCGACCCAAAGGGGUUCCGACCAAGGAUGGCGAAUCUAGCCGAGGCGAGGAUGCUCCCAAGAGGAGACGGUUGAUUGCAGGACGACCACCUGAUCGCGAUCGCAGGAGGCCUAGCAUUCCCUCAUCUGAUUCAAUGUCUGGUCGGGAAGAGGCCCCCAACUCACGUCCUGAUCAUCACGAAGCCUCUACCAAACCCGGACCCCCGCCAUUGAAGCGGGGUCGCAGCAGCGUCAGUCCGGAACGACCUCGGUCUCGCGGUUCCGAGGCUGAUCGGAAUCCACGCGAGGUCUUAAAGAAGAAGCGACGAGUACUCUCCGAAGACGGAACGCCGAACAUCACCAAUGGAAAUGUGAAGAGAAGCCACCCUGCUGCGGAUGAUGUGAAGCUUCCUCGCCGCAAAGAUGAUGGUCACUCAGCACCACAGCCUCGGCGGGAUCAGUCCCGGGAACGAGAUCUUCCUGCCAAGCCUGACGAACGCAAUCAGGUCAAGGAAGAGCAAGGAAAACCUGAUGCUCGAGAACUCGAAGAUAUUCCAAUGGAUGAUUCGACCAGUCUGGCUCAAGCCGAAGCGGAGGCGGCGGCCCGUCGGGAAAAGGAGGCUUUGCGAGAAAAGCAGGCUCGCGAAAUGGAAGAAGCACGUCUCGCUGCUGAAGCGGAAAAAGCUCGCCUGGAGAAAGAGGAGCAAGAACGUGCAGCGCGAGAGGCUCGUCUUGCGCAGGAGAAGGCCGCGGAGAAGGCCGCAGAAGAAGAGCUGGAGCGGAAGCGCAAAGAGGCAGAGGCUGAACAACGGCGAAUCAAGCAAGCCGAAGAAGAACGCCAGAAGCGACUUGAACAGGAGCGCCAGCGGCUUGCCAAACUGCGCAAAGAGCAGGAAGAACAAGAACAGCGUCGACGAGAAGCCCUGCCCAGUCGACUCCGAGUUGCAGCAAACCUUGUUGGAUCCAACGAUCCGCAAGCCAAAAGCCAUGCGUGGCUACGGAAGUUCAUGCCUGUUGUAACUGCCGAGACGAGACAGCUGGACCCGUCCUGCGCCAUUGAUGUGGCGGAGGAUAGAUGGAUUCCGAACUACCUGGUUGCACCCUUGCUGGCGACGAAUGAUCUUCAACUUUCACAAUACGCCAGCUGGGAGAAGCGCAUUGCAACUCCUACCCAGCGGACGAACCUCUGGCGAGUCACGCGAAGGAUGCUAGUUCAAGCAGACGAAGCCGAGUUCCUCAAUUCGUCUUUCGGACAGAUCAUGCAGCGGGAUAGCGAAGCACGGCCCAAGUACUUCGACAUGGAGCAUGUAUUUUGGUUGAAGCUGUCCGAUUUCAUGGAUCUUGUCCCUCACAUUUCGCACCUUCAUGGGCUCGACAUUCAGUUGCUCAAGAUGCAUAUUGACCAGGAGCCCAAGACGCAACCGGUGUUUGAGUUAGCGCAGGCCAAUGGACAUAUCUCAGGGCCGCAUCUUGAGGAAGGCCCUGGUUUAUUGGGAGGAAAUGGGUUGACUAAUGGCUUUGGGCACAGCCGGUCUAGUACAUACGUCUAAUUGUUCUUUCUUCAGCUUAAGCGAUCAUUUAGCCUGGCGCUAGCCUGUACAGGUGGAAAUCUUGAUGUACGACUAUGAUACCUGAUGUGUGAUGCUUGGAUAGCGUGAAAUCAUGAUAUCCCGAGACCUUUUUGUUCCGUACAUAAUACCCCC
Messenger RNA from Aspergillus homomorphus CBS 101889, 4390 nucleotides. Its product is annotated as putative histone deacetylase complex subunit (Hos4). The record is from RefSeq and is a predicted model, not a curated record. Lineage: Eukaryota; Fungi; Ascomycota; Eurotiomycetes; Eurotiales; Aspergillaceae. Bases 500 to 4237 code for a protein of 1245 amino acids. Gene Ontology annotation, molecular function: protein binding. The transcript is spliced from 2 exons.